Messenger RNA from Girardinichthys multiradiatus, 1797 nucleotides. Its product is annotated as tripartite motif-containing protein 16-like. Gene Ontology annotation, molecular function: zinc ion binding; protein binding. The transcript has a single exon. Lineage: Eukaryota; Metazoa; Chordata; Actinopteri; Cyprinodontiformes; Goodeidae. Bases 1 to 1668 code for a protein of 555 amino acids. The record is from RefSeq and is a predicted model, not a curated record.
AUGGAGCAGAAAGGAGUUCAGCUGGACCAUAAAUCUAUCUCUUGUUCCAUCUGUUUGGAUCUACUAAAGGAUCCAGUGACUAUUCCCUGUGGACACAGCUACUGUAUGAACUGUAUUAAAUACUUCUGGAAUGAACAAGAUCAGAGGAGAAUCCAAAGCUGUCCUCAGUGCAGGAAAACUUUCAGACGAAGGCCUGCCCUGGAGAAAAACAUCAUGUUAUCAGCUUUAGUGGAAGAUCUGAAGAGGACUGGUCUCCAAGCUGCUCUAGUUCAUCACUGCUAUGCUGGACCUGAAGAUGUGGCCUGUGAUGUCUGCACUGGGAGGAAGAUGAAAGCUGUCAAGUCCUGUUUAUCCUGCCCUGCUUCUUACUGUCAGAAUCACCUCCAACCUCACUAUGAUGUUCCUGGACUGAAGAAACACAAUCUGGUGGACCCCUCCAAGAAGCUCCAGGAGAACAUCUGCUCUUGUCAUGGUGAGGUGAUGAAGAUCUUCUGUCGUACUGAUCAGCAGUGUAUCUGUUAUCUCUGCUCUAUGGAUGAACAUAAAGGCCAUGAAACUGUCCCAGCUGCAGCAGAAAGGACUGAAAAGCAGAAAGAGAUCCAGGUGAGUCAACAACAAAUCCAGCAGAGAAUCCAGGAACGACAGAAAGAUCUGAAGCUGCUUCAACAGGAGGUGGAGGUCAUCAAUGUCUCUGCUAAUAAAUCAGUGAAGGACAGUGAGAAGAUCUUCACUGAGCUGAUCCAUCUCAUCCAGAAAAGAAGCUCUGAUGUGAAGCAGCAGAUCAGAUCCCAGCAGAAAACUGAAGUGAGUCGAGUCAAAGAUCUUCAGGAGAAGCUGGAGCAGGAGAUCACUGAGCUGAAGAGGAAAGAUGGUGAGCUGAAGCAGCUCUCAAACACAGAGGAUCACAACCAGUUUCUCCACAACUACCCCUCACUGUCAGCACUCAGUGGGUCUACACACUCAUCCAGCAUCAAUAUUCAUCCUCUGAGAUACUUUGAGGAUGUGACAGCAGCUGUGUCAGAGCUCAGAGAUAAACUACAGGACAUCCUGGGAGACACAUGGACAAACAUCUCACUGACAAUCACUGAGGUGGAUGUUCUUCUGUCAGAACCAGAACCGAAGACCAGAGCUGGAUUCCUAAAAUAUUCAAAAGAAAUCACUCUGGAUCCAAACACAGCAAACAGAUAUCUGUUAUUAUCUGAGGGGAACAGAAAGGUUACAAGAAUGUACCAACAACAAUCUUAUCCUGAUCAUCCAGACAGAUUCACUUAUUGGUUUCAGGUCCUGAGUCGAGAGAGUCUGACUGGACGUUGUUACUGGGAGGUGGAGUGGAGAAGAGAAGGAGUUGCUGUAGCAGUUUCAUACAAGAAUAUCAGCAGAACAGGAGAUUCAGAUACAUGUUUAUUUGGAUACAAUGACAAAUCUUGGUCAUUAGAUUGUUACACAGAGAGAUACACAUUUUAUCACAACAACAUUAAAACCCCAGUACCAGAUCCAGUUUCCUCCAGACUAGGAGUGUUCCUGGACCACAGAGCAGGUAUUCUGUCUUUCUACAGCAUCUCUGAAACCAUGACUCUCCUCCACAAAGUCCAGACCACAUUCACUCAGCCUCUAUAUGCUGGGAUUUUUGUUAAUAACGCAAACUCUACAUUUGUUAACCUUAAAUAGUCAGAACUGUUCUGAGGUCCAGUUGGUUAAAAUGUUUAUUUUAGUUCCAGUUUCUUUAGUCUCCAUCAUUGUUGCUGAGAGCUCAUUGUUGUGUCAUUUCUUCACUGCUCAGAGAUCAGCUGUCUUUAU